CCCAACUAUAGUAAAGGUAGAAAAUUGCGGCCAAAAAGCCGAGUACGGACAAACGCACCAUUGUCAGGUCACACUGUUCAUCUCAGCUAAUGCGAGUCAACUCGGUCCAGCGGUAUUUACUCGUGGAAGGAAUAGUUAAUUAGGGCUUUUAAUCGUCAAUCUCGGUUUUAGAUUUUUGUUUGGAAACUUGGGAGGAAAUCUUGGAGCUAUGAAUAACCUCAUCAAUAUUGUCUAGCAAGGAUGCCAGGAAUACCUCUUGUGGCUCGUGAAACUGCAGUACAAAUUUGACUUUGUAGUGGAAGGUUGGCAAUUGCAAGAUUGCUGCACAUUUUGGUCAAUUGCAUGACACUGAUUCUUAUGUUCUGAAUUCAGUUGUUCAGACAUGGAAUUGUGCUUGCAAUUGCAGUUACUCUAGAGGUGCAGAGCAUAUGUGUCGCCAAGAUCCCCAUGCACAUUUAUCUGCAGAAGAGCAAAUUGCAGCUGAGGAGAGCCUUUCAAUUUACUGCAAACCAGUUGAGUUGUACAAUAUUCUUCAGCGUCGUGCUGUUAGAAAUCCAUCCUUCCUUCAGAGAUGUCUGCGAUACAAAAUACAAGCAAAACACAAGAAAAGGAUUGAAAUGAAAAUAUCUCUACCAUCAACUGUAAAUGAUGAAACUCGAAUUCAAAGUCUAUUUCCUUUGUGUAUAUUGUUGGCAAGACCAGUUUAUAGCCCUGCAGUUGUAGAGGAUUCAGCAGUUUAUCGUUACAGUCGAGAAUGUAUAUUGAUGAAAUGCACUGGAGAUGAUAGAAUGAACCAAGAUCAAGCAAAUUUUAUUCUUCCUGAGAUUAACAAACUAUCAGCAGAAGUCAAAUCUGGUUCUCUUUCGAUUUUGUUUGUGAGCUGUGCCGAGUUGUUUAAGGAGCAUGUUGGUGGGUCAUUAUUUCCAGCUAAUGUUGGAGGCCACUGCUUCUUGGGUAAAAUUCCAAUGGAGUUGCUUCACUUAUCAUGGGAGAAGUCUUUGAACUUGAGUAGCGGUGAGAGGGCUGAGAUGCUGUCAACUGUCGAUUUGCAUUCAUGCUUCCUGAAGACAAGCUGUUUUGGAGAAGACAAAUGUUUUUCAUUUCAUAGUCCUCAUGCUGGAUCCACGGCUAUGUCUCAACAACUGCAAGUCCGCAUUGCAGCAGAAGAAAUUGGGGCGAGGGAGAGAUCUCCAUAUGACUCGUUCGCAUACAGUGACAUCCCUUCAUCUACUUUGCCUCAGAUUAUUAGGUUGAGGACUGGAAAUGUUGUUUUCAACUACAAAUACUAUAAUAACAAGUUGCAGAGGACUGAAGUGACGGAGGACUUUGCAUGCCCUUUUUGUUUGGUUAAAUGCGCAAGCUUUAAGGGUCUGAGAUAUCAUUUACCCUCCUCUCAUGACCUCUUCAACUUCGAAUUUUGGGUGACAGAAGAAUUUCAAGCUGUGAAUGUCUCUGUCAAGACUGAUACAUGGAGAUCUGAGAUUGUUGCAGCUGGUAUUGAUCCUAAGCAACAAACUUUUUUCUUUUGUUCAAAAGCAACACGGCGUAGAAAAUUGAAGAGCCUAGUUCAAAGUUCAAAGCAUGUGCAUCCCCUUAUUUUGGAUUCCGAACUUCCAGGAUCAGUCAAUGAGCUUAGAGAAAAGACUGAUGUAGGUGUAGCAGAGAGUGGGGAUCGUGAUGCAUCCAGUCCCAGAGUUUCAUCUGCCACAGCUCAUUCAUAUGCAGACCCUGAAUGUGUUCAGUCAUUACCUGCUAGCAACCUCACACCUCCAGCAUUACUACAGUUUGCGAAGACGAGAAAGUUAUCUGUUGAACGCUCUGACCCCAGAAAUCGUGCUCUCUUGCAGAAACGGCAGUUCUUUCACUCACAUAGAGCUCAACCGAUGGCCAUGGAGCAAGUUCUAUCAGAUCGGGACAGUGAGGAUGAAGUCGAUGAUGAUGUUGCAGAUCUUGAAGAUAGAAGGAUGCUUGAUGACUUUGUGGAUGUUACGAAGGAUGAGAAGCAGUUGAUGCAUCUGUGGAAUUCUUUUGUUAGGAAGCAAAGGGUAUUGGCAGAUGGUCAUAUUCCUUGGGCGUGCGAGGCUUUUUCCAAGCUGCAUGGACAGGAUCUUGUUCGAACACCAGCAUUACACUGGUGUUGGAGAUUAUUUAUGAUAAAACUCUGGAAUCAUGGUCUUCUUGAUGCUCGUACAAUGAACAACUGCAAUAUAAUUCUUGAGCAAUUCCAAGGCCAGGAUGCAGACCCCUGAGAAAUCAUGAUGCAAUAAUGAUCUUCCUCUUUGGCAUAUAAUCGACUGAGGUGCGUCUGGUGUAGCUUCAGCAGACGGCAGUUGAGGUCAUCAUUAUUUGGACUUAAAUGGUUUAUCUUUAGGCUUGAGAAUCAUGCACAAUAUCAACUCAACCCUUUUUAUCCUUUUGCUAAUUUUCAUAGCCAUGAAAUUUGCUCUGGUUAUUGGGUACGUUGUUGUACAUGAAAAAUCAUUUCUAAGUUAUUUUCACAGAAAGUUCGAAAACUUUAUUUGUCAUCUUGUACAUUGCCCAAGUUUACACUUAUAAUUAUUAUUCCAUUACGUUUA
Sesamum indicum (sesame) is the source of this 2576-nucleotide messenger RNA. Lineage: Eukaryota; Viridiplantae; Streptophyta; Magnoliopsida; Lamiales; Pedaliaceae. The record is from RefSeq and is a predicted model, not a curated record.